UUCAAUUGAAAACACCUUAAAAAAAUAACUAACAAAAAUGUUUGCUGCUAAAAUGGAGAAAAUAUCGACAGAAAAAGAAAAUCUGCAAUGCUGUUUAGUUAAGUUCAAAUUUGCUGUGUGCAAAAUCUUUAAGCAAAUAUUAAACAAGGAUAGUAAACUAACGGAAAACAACAAUAACAUCACAGCAAAUAAUUUUCCUGAUAAUGAAAAUAACAAAUGUUCCUGUGACAAUGAAAUCGAGCAAAACCAGGCCAACGAACGUCUCUUAAAAGCUUCACAGCAAAAACAUCAGCAACACCAGCCAUAUGUUCUGACCAUAGAGACUGCAGUUGGCUCAUUUUACUGGGACUGGGAAUGUGGCAUGCAACGUGAUAGCUUUGCUGAUUUUAACUUUAAUACACAUUGAAUGAGGGCAAUCUUCUACCUAGUACCAAGUACUCUGCUUGCCAACAAGACAAGUGUAAGUGUGUAUUGAAGGUUCAUUGAAGAAAAAGAGUUUAUGAGAAAUAAAAACAUCAACCAAGAACAAGAACUCUAACCACAAGGACCCUUUUGUUUUUGCUGUUGCCUGAAAUAAAAAACAAUUUGAAACGUAAACACUCAACGUUCAACGUUGUAAAUGAAUGAAAAUGUGUGAAUGAAAAUGAAUUUUUAGCGUAAAAGUAUGCAACAACAGGUUUUUUAACCAAAACAACCCAUUCACCCGGCUCUUCAGCGUACAUAGUGUGCUGUGGUCAUUCAUAAAUAUGCGGCAUUGAAGGCUGUAAUGUGCCCAAGAAACGAGAAUGGAGGUAGAACUUAAAAUAAUAUUGCUAAUGGAAGAUUCUACACAAAUUACACGGGAAACAUUAAGGAAAAAUUUUAAGAAUUUAAAAAUGUCUUUAAAAAGAGUCAAGUAGAAAAUUAUAAGACAUUGGAGACUUUAAUUUAACGUAAAUGCAGAUUUUGAACUAAUUAAAAUGGUUUAAAGUGAAUAUUAUAAACACUUCGCGAAACUAAUCAGAAUAUGAGGGCAAUUUUGGUUAACAUCUUCACAACAAUCUGGAAACGUGAUCCCUAUUUCUUAUAUUAAAACUUGCAUUAGCUAUGUAGGUUCUAAAAUCUGGCAAUUUCUAAAUACA
Molecule: messenger RNA, 1121 nt
Organism: Lucilia sericata (common green bottle fly)
Lineage: Eukaryota; Metazoa; Arthropoda; Insecta; Diptera; Calliphoridae
Gene: E(spl)m6-BFM
Exons: 1
Coding region: 38-406 (122 amino acids)
Source: RefSeq, a predicted model, not a curated record